Ceutorhynchus assimilis (cabbage seed weevil) is the source of this 504-nucleotide messenger RNA. The record is from the annotation of a GenBank genome assembly. Lineage: Eukaryota; Metazoa; Arthropoda; Insecta; Coleoptera; Curculionidae.
AUGGAUCCCCAAUUAUCAAUUAUUUGUGUAAUCCUUAUUGGCCUUGUAUCUCAAAGUUUAGCUCAAAGCACAAAUUCAUCAACCAAUGUCUAUUGCUACGAUUGCGAUCCAAAAAAUAAUCCGGAAGCGUGUGCUAAUCCAGUAAGAAAUGGCGUCAAACAAACUCUAUGCAAUCAAUUACCCAGGAAACACGAAAAUUCUACUUUUAUUUGUUUAUCUGCAAAUAUAACUUUUUAUGGACACCUCAGUAAUGAAACCGGUAUUUACCGUGGAUGUCAAGAACAAGAAGCCUCAGUUGAAUCGUUUUGUGAUUAUUUCAAAGAAGAGACCGAUAAUAAUAAUACCCAAGUGGUAUCUUGUGUGCCAUGUAACACCACCCGCUGCAACAAUAUUACUUUUAGAGCAGAUGGUUCUCCCGAUGAUAAUAGCAAUAAUGGAUCGUCUUUUGUAGAUGUGACAUUAAUGGUUAUCAUUGUUAGUGUAUUGUUUAGUGUGUUUUUUUAG